UCUCUGAUCUUUUUUCUAUUUAACUAACAGAUCUUGGGACAUUUUUCUCUAUCUUCAAUACUCUGCUAGAAGUAUUCUCUGUGUUUGUGCAAAAGUUCAAGGUGAAAGUUCGCUACAGUGUCAUCAAUUUCUUUCUUAGUUCCGAAGGUGUCAAGGUUAAAUUUGUGAAUCCAGUCAAUAUCAGAUACAUAUCACUUUCAGUAAGUUCGUCUUCAGUCAUGGAACAUGUUGUAUCUGAAAAUGUUGCACAACCGAUUGAGCUACUUCAUGGAGUUGAGGAUAAAUAUGGAGGUGUCAUUCUAGAUAUGAAGGACCCAUUGGAUUCUGAGGUCUUUGUUGCUGCUCUUAGAGCUUCAAUAUCAAAAUGGAGGCAAGAGGGUAAGAAAGGUAUUUGGAUGAACUUGCCCAUUGAACUUGUAAAUCUUGUUGAAGCUGCUGUUAAGGAGGGUUUCUACUACCACCAUGCUGAGCCAACAUACUUAAUGCUUGUCUAUUGGAUUCCUGAAACUCCAAGUACUAUACCUGCAAAUGCUUCUCACCGAGUUGGUGUUGGUGCUUGCGUGAUAAAUGAUAAAAGAGAGAUUCUGGUAAUACAGGAAAAAAGUGGCCCGUUCGGGGGCACAGGUAUUUGGAAGUUCCCUACUGGAGUUGUUGAUGAGGGUGAAGAUAUUUGUAAGGCAGCAGUAAGGGAAGUUAAAGAAGAGACAGGAAUUGAUGCAGAAUUUGUUGAAUUACUGGCAUUUAGGCAAAGUCACAAGUCAUUUUUUGGGAAGUCAGAUUUACUCUUUGUUUCCAUGUUGCGGCCCCUCUCCUUUGACAUCACGAAGCAAGAAGUAGAAAUAGAGGCAGCACGGUGGAUGCCAAUUGAGGAUUAUGCAGCACAACCAUUUGUUCAGAAAUAUGAGCUAGCAAAGUACUUGAGUGCCACCUGCAUUGCGAAGAUUGAUAAAGGGUAUGCUGGAUUUUCUCCGGUGCUUACCACAUCGACGUUUCCAGAGAAGCCAUUUGAUUUGUACUUGAACAAUCAUGAUCUGAAUCAGCCCCGAUGUUCCCGUGACCAUUCCUAGAUAAAGUUAUUGCCUAGAAGUUUUUUAGGGUAGGUGAUCCAAGCCAAUGGGAGCACGGGAGUAGGUGUUGCACGGUUCAUAUACAAGGAGGGGUCUGCAUUUGGGGGAGAAGAAAAUUUGUGCGAGAGGGCUCAUGAUUCUGGUAGUGUGAAGGUCGCUUUCCCUGUUCUAUAGUAUCCUUUGUAUUCCAAUGUUAACUGAUGUAUCAUUUUCUCACAAAACAGCACAUUGCUAUAUCCUUACUAUGGUGAAACCUAUAAUAUAAGAAUGCAAGGCAAUUCCCAUGACCA
Messenger RNA from Macadamia integrifolia, 1357 nucleotides. RefSeq names its product nudix hydrolase 2-like. The record is from RefSeq and is a predicted model, not a curated record. Bases 219 to 1067 code for a protein of 282 amino acids. The transcript is spliced from 9 exons. Lineage: Eukaryota; Viridiplantae; Streptophyta; Magnoliopsida; Proteales; Proteaceae. Gene Ontology annotation, molecular function: NAD binding; ADP-ribose diphosphatase activity; NADH pyrophosphatase activity.